UCAACCCAAUAUGUGUACAUUACCAAUUUUGCCGUUUUGCGCGCUUCCAUUAUCACUGCUACUCAUUUUUAUUUCCUUGUUACUAUAUAUAUGUAUAUAUAUAUAUCCUUCGCAAAUGCUAAGAGAUUGAUUGACUCACUUCCAUACUGUCUGACAAGCGGCUAAAGUUGAUUUGCAGAGAGAAAUCUCAGUGACGAACUCCGCUAUUCGACGACGUUAAUCCAAGUUGUUUGAUUAGGGUGGAACGAUGAAGAACUCAUUGUCUGAUCAUUGCUUAAAUUACAUUGAGAGUGAUGAAGAAAAUGAAGAAAAAGUAUCAAACCUUGAUGAAGAUGAUGGUACCUAUUCAGAUUCUUCGUCGCAUUCGUCCAUGGAAUUCCGGCAGCAAAGCAAACCCAAUUCAUAUACUACUUCUUGGCCUCAGAGUUAUAGGCAGUCCAUUGAUUUGUAUAGUAGUGUGCCAUCUCCAAAUAUUGGAUUUCUGGGCAAUUCUCCUUUGUCAAGGUUUGGUAGUUCAUUUCUGUCUUCAUCAUUAAUUCAGAGGCAUGCUUCUGACGUAACAAAACCUCUCCUACCAACAACAGCGGAUGGCCAACACCACCAUCAAAAGCAUAGCUCUCACUCUCUUCUUCCUCCUGUCCCAUCAAGGAAGCCUUCUUCUUUAAAGAAGGUAGAUUCUGAGUACAAACCGUCUAUCAUAUCACAUGAGUUUCAUGCUACUCCUGAUAGCACAUUUGGACAAGCUGUAAUAAAUGGUGUGAAUGUUUUAUGUGGAGUAGGAAUACUUUCUGCUCCUUAUGCUGUUAAGCAGGGUGGAUGGCUUAGCCUUUCCAUACUACUUGUCUUUGCUAUUCUCUCUUUCUACACUGGACUUCUUUUACGUCAUUGCUUGGACAGUGCUCCUGGAUUGCAGACCUAUCCAGACAUUGGUCAAGCUGCAUUUGGCAGUACAGGAAGAAUUGUAAUCUCGAUUAUAUUAUACAUGGAAUUAUAUGCAUGUUGUGUUGAGUAUAUCAUAUUGGAGAGUGAUAACUUAUCAUCAAUAUUCCCAUAUGCACAUUUAAAUCUGUUUGGUUAUGAACUGGAUUCCCACCUCCUAUUUGCAUUAGCAGCCACUCUUGCUGUACUUCCUACUUGUUGGCUGCGUGAUCUUAGCCUUCUGAGCUACAUAUCAGUUGGCGGGGUCAUUGCAUCAGUAUUGGUAUUCCUAUGCUUGUUUUGGGUUGGCUUGGUAGAUCAAGUCGGUUUUGUUAGCAAAGGAUCACAACUAAAUCUAUCAACUCUUCCUGUUGCAAUUGGUCUUUACGGAUAUUGCUACUCAGGACAUGCUGUUUUCCCUAACAUUUAUACUUCUAUGGCAAAUCGAAGCCAAUAUCCCGCUUUUCUUCUAACCAGCUUUAUGAUCACUACUUUAAUGUGUGCGGGAGCUGCUAUUGUUGGAUACCUGAUGUUUGGAGAAUCAACAGAGUCACAGUUCACCCUUAACAUGCCCUCAAAUUUGGUUGCAUCUAAGGUGGCCAUUUGGACUACGGUGGUCAAUCCAUUUACAAAAUACGCUUUGACCAUGUCGCCCGUGGCUAUGUGUCUGGAGGAGUUGAUACCAUCUCGCCACCUCAAAUCUCAUAUAUACCCAAUUCUUAUCAGAACUGCUCUGGUGAUAUCAACCUUAUUGGUUGGUCUCACUAUACCAUUUUUUGGUCUUGUAAUGGCAUUGAUUGGAUCCUUACUAACAAUGCUUGUGACUCUAAUAUUGCCUUGCGCAUGCUUCCUAAGCAUCUUGUGGGAAAAGGUGACAUACAUUCAGGUGUCAGCUUGUGUUAUGAUUAUUGCUGUUGGCGCGGUCUCAUCGGCUUUUGGAACAUAUUCUGCUCUCUCUAAAAUUAUUGAGAGCUUGACAUGAAUUAUUCAGAUCCUGUAUAUUUCAAUAAAUUUUGAUUACAAACUGCUAAGCAAUUUUGUAACUUAUAUCUCUUACAUUUAACUGUCAUAGAUAUGAAUCUUCCCUGCCUUAAGUUGGUCUCGGGUGAGUUGAUUGUUAUUACCUAUUUGAGGUGGAUUGCUAUUUAAAUGGUAAAAUUUGACUCUGCUAUCGCAA
Molecule: messenger RNA, 2095 nt
Organism: Chenopodium quinoa (quinoa)
Lineage: Eukaryota; Viridiplantae; Streptophyta; Magnoliopsida; Caryophyllales; Amaranthaceae
Product: amino acid transporter AVT1C-like
Exons: 13
Coding region: 248-1900 (550 amino acids)
Cellular component (GO): plasma membrane
Source: RefSeq, a predicted model, not a curated record